Messenger RNA from Haliaeetus leucocephalus (bald eagle), 1586 nucleotides. RefSeq lists its product as uncharacterized. Bases 12 to 1586 code for a protein of 524 amino acids. Gene Ontology annotation, molecular function: RNA polymerase II cis-regulatory region sequence-specific DNA binding; DNA-binding transcription factor activity, RNA polymerase II-specific. Gene Ontology annotation, cellular component: nucleus; transcription regulator complex. Gene Ontology annotation, biological process: regulation of transcription by RNA polymerase II. The record is from RefSeq and is a predicted model, not a curated record. Lineage: Eukaryota; Metazoa; Chordata; Aves; Accipitriformes; Accipitridae. The transcript has 4 exons.
CGCGCUCGGCCAUGUCGAUGCUGCCGUCGUUUGGCUUCACGCAGGAGCAGGUCGCCUGCGUCUGCGAGGUGCUGCAGCAAGGGGGGAACCUGGAGAGGUUGGGCCGGUUCCUCUGGUCGCUGCCGGCCUGCGACCACCUGCACAAGAACGAGAGCGUCCUGAAGGCCAAGGCGGUGGUGGCCUUCCACCGCGGCAACUUCCGCGAGCUCUACAAGAUCCUGGAGAGCCACCAGUUCUCCCCCCACAACCACCCCAAGCUGCAGCAGCUCUGGCUGAAGGCUCACUACGUGGAAGCCGAGAAACUGCGGGGCAGACCCUUGGGCGCCGUCGGCAAAUACCGCGUCCGCCGAAAAUUCCCUUUGCCCCGCACCAUCUGGGACGGCGAGGAAACCAGUUACUGCUUCAAGGAGAAAUCCCGGGGCGUGCUGCGGGAAUGGUACGCCCACAACCCCUACCCGUCCCCCCGGGAGAAGCGGGAGCUGGCGGAAGCCACCGGGCUCACCACCACCCAGGUCAGCAACUGGUUCAAGAACCGGAGGCAGCGGGAAAGGUUUCAGGCGGUAGAGAAUCGGGACCAGUAUCUUCAAAGGAUUCUCAGCCAGAAUAAAGCAGCUAGUCCUCCACACCACAGCUUGUGCAAUCUCGCUCUGCUGCAAGAAUCAUUCCCUGCAGGGCGCCUGGGACUGCUGGUUUGGCAGCAUUGCAUGCUCCCGUCUUCAGAGAAAAUGUGCCUUCCUAUCGUCCCGUAUCUAGCAAUGGAAUCAGACUGCAAGCUUUCACCUGUAAAACUCUUUAAUUGCCGCUUCUCUUCCUACUACUUCUGUCGAAUGCAGUUCUUAACCAGCACUCAACUAGCCAGAGAGCAGAUGAGGAAACUUGCUUCAGCCCCAGUGCGUGCGUUGCACCAGGCACCUGUCCGCAAGGAAUGGAAAGUCAGCGAUGGAUCAGACGGUUUCACAACUCGCAGCCCGGGAUCUCCCUUUUGCCAUCACCCCAGCCUGAGCGAGCGGAGCGGGCUCGCCUCUCCCUCCGCUCCGACGCCCGUCGAAGGGACGCGCGCCCCGUCCUGCCCGCCGCGCUCCCCUCCCCUCUCCCUCCAGUCCCCCUCCGCGGGGGCCGUAUCGGGCACGACCGCGGUGCGCAGCCCCUUUGCCACACCGCUGCAUGGCUGCGGUGGGGACGUGGCCGGAGCACUGCCGCAUCUUCAAAGCUGUAAGAGCCGCGAGGAGGGGAUGCUAACGCGUACCCUGGACACCACCUCUAGUGCGACAGGUGAGGCGAACGAAACGGUGUCCAAAUCCCAAACAGGAGAUGUGCCGGCUGGAGGGAAACCCCCGCCAAGGGAGAGCUGCCCCAGGAGACGCCGUGCCCGUGGUGUCCCCAGCCCCAGCACCGAGGGAGGAGCGGCGCGAGGUGCCCGCCGAGCACGGGCUGCCAGGACGGCUCUUUGGCAGCUCCACCAGCAGGUCCGCCUGCUCGGAGUUACACCGGUGGCCACCGGCCACUCAGAGGACAUGAGAGGUGGGGAGGCUGUGUGGAAACCCGGGUUAAAGCUCUCUUCUCUUCCUCCUUGCCCAGCUGCAUGA